Molecule: messenger RNA, 1066 nt
Organism: Pseudomassariella vexata
Lineage: Eukaryota; Fungi; Ascomycota; Sordariomycetes; Amphisphaeriales; Pseudomassariaceae
Exons: 1
Coding region: 142-990 (282 amino acids)
Source: RefSeq, a predicted model, not a curated record
CUUGGCGUUUGGAGGUGUCUCCCGUCUGUGUAACAUACACUGUUGCUUGGCACACACACAGGCCCCCGUCCCCCCGCCGCCAGACUUUCUCUUCUUCUUCGUCCUCUAAGCCUACAUCGUUGUUCAAAUUCAUAGAUCAAGAUGUCUGGACUCGAAGCUAUCAGCUAUUCACAGGAUGAAACCAUCACGGCAAUUCGCAACUACUAUCAAUUCCUUACAAAAUCAUAUCUUCACGAGGCCUACGUCGUCGAGCCACCAUCAGGUGGUUGGCCACAUAUAGACAACCUUCAAUGUAUGGAGAAGACCGACGAGGUGAUCGAUCUGCUUCGCCAUCUUCCUUACAUUCGCCGAACUGAGGAUGACGGCCCGCAAGGUGCCCCUGGAUGUCAUUUCGCCGAUUGGCAGCAAAUCUCGCAGGCGGCUUCCGAGGAUGACGGCUGCAGCAUGCGAGAGUGCUCGGAACCCUCAGAGCUCGUCGAGAACAUACCGCCCCACGUCAUCGGCUUGACAUACGGCGGCCGCAACAACCCGACCUUCCUCCUCGAUACCCAACGAGGGAUCGUGCACUGGUACGAGUGCGAUGACGAGAUUCGCCAUAACGCCGACAACGAUCCCGAGUGGGUGAUGCCCGUGACAGACGUGGACGACCCGUAUGAAUGGGCACCUGAGGAAGAGGCAGAGUGGCGCGCUGAGCACCCGGCCUGGGCUGUAGCCGAUUUCUUCCACCUUCUUCAGCGCCAGUUUCUCAGACUGAAAUUUGUACCCAUCAGCCCGAAGACAGUUUACGAAGUUCACGACCAACAGGACUCGGAGGAAGCCGCAAUGCUCUCUGCAGUACAGGAUAUCUAUCGUCAGCACGGUUGGCCAAAUUUGGCGACCUUUCGCAAGCAGGAAUGUCUACAGGCUGUAGGCGCAAUAUUGCGGACAGAGUACCCGGAUCAUCUUGACCCAGGUCCCGAAGACGACGACAGAGGCGAGGAUGAAGAGUGAGAGCACGAGAUAUUCGGGUCGACCGGCUCAUGGCUUACAAGUGCUGGAGUGAGGCCUGCUGUCAGCAACUUCUUGG